Vicia faba (fava bean) is the source of this 444-nucleotide messenger RNA. The record is from the annotation of a GenBank genome assembly. NCBI's taxonomy places the organism in Eukaryota, Viridiplantae, Streptophyta, Magnoliopsida, Fabales, Fabaceae.
AUGAAUUGGAGUUUUCUUCUAUACAUCUCGAAAAGGUACGGUUUCAGGGCCCGUUGGAUACGUUGGAUGGAAGCGUGUGUUUGUCAUUGUUCCCUCUCUGUUCUGGUUAAUAGCAGUCGCAAGAAGGAUUUUCCAAUGGGAAAAGGCCUUAGGCAGGGUGAUCCCCUUUCACCCUUUCUCUUUACUCUAGUGGCAGAAGGCUUAGAAAAAUUGUUGUCGAAAGCGAUUACUUGUGGUCUGUAUAAAGGCUUCAGGUUAUCCAAUUCAGUGGAGUUCCAUAUGCUACAAUUUGCAGAUGAUACGAUUAUAAUCGGUGAAGGAUCAUGGAGCAAUUUAUGGAGCAUCAAGGCGGUUCUGAGAGGCUUCGAGUUGGUGUCGGGGUUGAACAUAAAUUUCUCGAAAAGCUGUUUGGUGGGCAUUAAUUUGAGACAACGGUUUAUGUAG